GUUCUGAUUGGCGCGCGACUGCGAAUGGACGAAUCAGACGAAUCGAACAAUCGAACUUGAUACAUUGAUAUAUCCACAUCGGCAAUGUAACCAGGCUUUAAUAUAGUGUCUGUAAACAAACAAAACUGCUGAUAAGUAACCUUGAAGUCUCAGUUGCCGCAUCCUUAUCUAUCACCGUUCACGAAAUUCUUCCUGAAUUCCUGAAAUUUAAUCAGAAUUUGACUACCCUGCUCACCAAACUAACGGCGCCAAAGUUGCUGUUAACAAACUUUGUACUCAGAGGAACAAUCCCUUGCGCCAACAUGGGAAGUGAAACUUGCUCUGUAUCAGAGAAGACUGGUGAUUGGUGGAAGAAUGCUAAGUCUGUUUACGAUUUUACGGCCAAAACUACCACUGGCGAGGAAGUCUCACUUGAAAAAUAUAGAGGCCAUCCAUUGUUAAUCGUCAAUGUUGCAUCUCAGUGUGGCUACACUGGCACCCAUUACAAGGAAUUAGCAGAACUUGAUGAAAAAUAUCGUGAAAGCAAAGGCUUGCGUAUUCUAGCUUUUCCCUGUAAUCAGUUCGGUGGUCAAGAGCCAGGAAGCAAUGAAGAAAUUUCGUGCAGCAUCAAAAAGUACAGUCCCAACUUUGAUAUAUUUGCCAAAAUAGAUGUCAAUGGAAAUAAUGCCCAUCCUCUGUUCAAGUACUUGAAGCAUAAGCAAGGAGGAUUAUUGAUUGAUGCCAUCAAGUGGAAUUUCACCAAAUUUAUCAUCGAUAAAAACGGACAACCAGUUGCAAGGCAUGCUGCAAAUAAGAACCCCUUGGAUUUAAUUCCAGAGCUCGAAAAAGUUUGGUGAAUCAAGCCCCAGCACAUGCUCAACUUCUCACGGCGUUUUCUUAUAUUCAUCAUUUUAUUUUUAUUUCUUGCUGUUGGAAAUUUUUUUUAAGAUAUUUAAUCACACCAUAGCCGGUUGAUUAUUGAAAUUGAUUGGCAAAGUCAUAGGCAAAGAGAAAAUGGAGCGAUUGUAUUAGUGGAAGCGGAUGGCUCCAAUAGACAUAUGACGUAAGUAUUAGACUAACUAACAACAACCUGCUAAAGAUCUUUUAGUCAUUUUGUCAUUUUCCACCUGAAUUUAUAAUAACCUGUUGUUUCAACCUCUAGGAUUGCUCCAUUUUUCCUUUGUCUAUCAAUUUUAAUAAUCAGCCCGCGGGGUUUUUAGUUUUUAAUUUGUUAUUGUGGAAAAGUAGUCAUUGCUAUCUCUGUCAAGGGUUGAGGGAAAUACCUUGAGUGGUUUUUAUUUUUUAAACUUCAAUAUAAGUAUACGUUUCUUCUUUCGAUCAACAGUAGCUGAGCCAUCUCAUCAAUCUUGUUCGCAAGUUUACUUGUAAGUAUACUUUGGUUGAACAAUUCCAGCUCUAUGCAUAUUUUGAUUGUUCUACCAUCUCGAUCCAUUUGUUCACAGACUGGGACCAAAAUUAGUGUCGAUUCUUAAGUUUCUACUGGAUCAUGAUUUUUUUCAAUUUUAUCUGUUUCUGAUUCACCUAAAUACUAUUAAUGAUCAGUCUCAAGUUGAUCUUUUAGUCAUAAGCUUUUAUAUCAAUUACAACUAGGAGAUAAACUAUUUUUUUACCUCUUGCCAAUAUAUUGCCUUGGAACAAAGACUAUAUUUUUUGGUUUUGUUGGGAAAUUUGAAUGAAGCCCUUGACUCAAAUAAAGUAUUAUUAUGAUGUAAUCUCCGAGCUAUCUGGUUUUCAUUUAUGCCAGCUGCUAUCAAAUUUUAUCAGGACUAUUAUGCAUUGUCUGCUUGCUUUUUAUUAAUAUGUUUGCCUGAAAUAAUAUUCUUUAACAUCAUUGAAGUAUAUUACAUGGCCAUUAUCAAAAAUAUGGGAGCACAGUAUCGAGUUUCACUGAAAUUCAUCAAAAACUUAACUUUUUAACUUAAGUAAGCCAGAUUUGUAUAAAAAGAGUAAACAUUUUGACACUAUCCAUCUAUAUGAAGUUUUUCAAGAUUUUCCUCACCAAAGUUAUUAUUUCUAAAGACCCAGCAUCUAUUACUGCCGCGGUCAUCUUUCUCAAUUUCAAAUUCUUUCUCGGAAGUUGUAUCAAAUUUAUCUCAUCGUCUAGUUUCAUCCUUUUGUUGCAAUAAGUUCCUUCUAAAAUUUUAAAGUCAUGCUAAUUUAGAUGGUUUUGUAUCUUCAAAGUAAGGCUCUUAUUCUUUUCUAGUGCAUACUUGUCAACAUCUAUGUAAUUAGAUAAAUGACUUGUAGAAGAAAAUUUUCUGUUUGUCUAAUAAGUGGUAAUUUUCAUGAAAUUCAGUGCCAAACUUGUAUUUGUAUGAGAUUAAAGGAAUGUUCAACUACACACUCUCUCAAAUAAUUUGUGGACAAAUUCAAAGGUUUAAGUGUAUACUGAAUAAAAGAAGACUAUGUAAUGAUACUGAUAUGUUUCUAUGUGAAUUCAUGUAUUAAAACUUACUUAAAAGUAUGGUGGAAGCAUUCAAAGAAAAUAUACGAAGUUAUAUGCA
Molecule: messenger RNA, 2504 nt
Organism: Bemisia tabaci
Lineage: Eukaryota; Metazoa; Arthropoda; Insecta; Hemiptera; Aleyrodidae
Biological process (GO): response to oxidative stress
Molecular function (GO): peroxidase activity
Source: RefSeq, a predicted model, not a curated record